Messenger RNA from Ostrea edulis (European flat oyster), 4376 nucleotides. Its product is annotated as beta-1,4-N-acetylgalactosaminyltransferase bre-4-like. The transcript has 7 exons. The record is from RefSeq and is a predicted model, not a curated record. NCBI's taxonomy places the organism in Eukaryota, Metazoa, Mollusca, Bivalvia, Ostreida, Ostreidae. The coding region runs from base 117 to 1067 and encodes 316 amino acids. Gene Ontology annotation, molecular function: glycosyltransferase activity. Gene Ontology annotation, biological process: carbohydrate metabolic process.
UCCGCAAUGUGAGGAUUGAUAGUCACACUGCCAUCGUAACAUCAAUACAUACCCGGGAAAAUACCCACAAUGCGUCAUUAAUAUCCUAGUUUUAGAAAUAUAUAUUCAUUUCGGACAUGGGGACUGUUUCGGAGUACACCAUUAUCAUGAGCAGAUUCUUCAGAAAACAACGUGACGCAGUUUUCCGGAAACGACACCGAUUUGACUUCACUUCCUGCGCGUCCAUUACCUGUCUUAUUUUGUAUGUGAUAUUUACAUAUGUGGAAAACAAUGUGGAAUCAAUGUGUUGGUUGUUUACACCACGCCUUGAGGGGAGCAUCGAACCGAACCUGUCCCUCACUUCUUAUGAAGAGAUGUCAUCUAAAUUCAAAUGGCUGCACGCAGGGGGACAUUACUCCCCUACAAACUGUUUACCCACUCAAAACGUAGCCAUACUAAUUCCGUUCCGAAACAGGGAGGAAAACUUGCGAGUUUUGUUGAAUAAUCUUCAUCCGAUUCUUCAUCGCCAACAGAUAAUGUACACAGUGUAUGUCAUAGAGCAGGCCGAUGAUAAACCCUUUAACAAAGGAAAGCUGUACAAUAUCGGGUAUCUAGAAGUACUUAAAAGAAACCAUACCUGUUUCAUUUUUCAUGAUGUUGAUCUUAUUCCGGAAGAUGACAGAAUUCGCUACGGAUGUUCAAGAAGCCCCAUGCAUUUAUCCUUGGCCAUUGACAAGUUUAAUUAUAGACUCUCUGACGAUAAUCUAAUUGGAGGAGUUUCAGCUUGGAGGAAAAGAGAAUUUGAAAUGGUCAAUGGCUGGUCAAAUCUCUUCGUUAAUUGGGGAGGAGAGGAUGACGACAUGAGCUCUAGAAUUAUUGCCAAUGGAUUAUCGAUAUACCGUUACAGAGAAUCAAUUUCUAGAUAUACAAUGCUGAAGCAUAGGCGCACUCCCAUUAACACUGCCAGAUUCAAUCUUCUGAAAGACAGUCAAACCCGAUUUCCAAUAGACGGACUUUCCAGUCUAGUGUAUAUCCCUCCUAAAGUAGAAGUAUAUCAAUUAUUCACAAAUAUAUCUGUUGUAGUUUGAUAUCUUCUACAGGUAUUAUUGUAAAUAAAUUGAUGAGGUGAAAUGUCAGUAUUGAGAGAGAAGGCCCAAAUGAUAUUGAAUCUGAUUCCGAUUCAUAUUCGGGGUUAGUAACGAUAGGAACAUUAGUCUCGAAAACCUCAUCUCCAACAACAAAGUGAUACAGACCCUAAAGUGCCCUACUGUACCAAUGGAAUGGUCAAUGAAUGCUGAACGGUUUGGGAACGAAUGGUUUUGAUUGGGGAACAAAUGCUGAACGGCUUUGGGAGCGAAUGGUUUUGAUUGGGGAACAAAUGCUGAACGGCUUUGGGAACGAAUGGUUUUGAUUGGGGAACAAAUGCUGAACGGCUUUGGGAGCGAAUGGUUUUGAUUGGGGAACGAAUGCUGAACGGCUUUGGGAACGAAUGGUUUUGAUUGGGGAACAAAUGCUGAACGGCUUUGGGAACGAACGGUUUUGAUUGGAGAACGAAUGCUGAACGGUUUGAACGGAACGGAUCGUAUUUAGAGCGAUACUCUACGGUUUAAGAUGGAGACUGGACGCUUUGGGCCGGGAACGGAACGCUUUGGGCCGGGAACGGAACGCUUUGAGCCAAGUUUGGUUUCUAUUUCAAAUUCUACAUUUGAGAAUCUUUAGGCACUUUUCAUAUACAAAGAUAUUGUAAUUAAGACAGAAAAAUAAGGGUUUUAAAAUGCUACCAUUUUAAACUUGAAAAAUUGGGGAGUGAAAGUAAAUUGAUGGAUGAUGUACCGUUAUGUAGACGUGACUCCUACGUGAAAUAGUUGCUUAUGUACCGUUAUUCAUAUAAGAAGGCAGUCAAAAAUAUCUUGGGGUCGUUUGAGGUUUAAUUCUGAUAAAAUCGUCACCGUAUAAAUCAGAAAUAUCAACACGUUUUUGACAUUAUUUUGAAAUAAUUAUCAUUAAAAUUACUACAAAGAUAUUAUAAAAAGAUGAGAGAUUCUACAUGAAAUAAGUUUAAGAUAAAUAUUACUAACAUUACUGUAGAGAUAAUGUAAAGAGACUCAGUUUCUAUCUAUUUAUAUUUAUUUAUUUCGGAAGCUGGUUUUAGGAAAGAUUAUUCAUUAGACUAUGUUCUUUCAUUACAAUUCUUGUCACAUAUUUUCAUGAAUAGAAAGGAGAAACUAUUUUGUGCAUUUGUAGAUUUUAAACAGGCCAUUGACACUCUGUGGAGAAACGGUCUUUAGAACAAGUUAAUUGUGAAUUGUAUUAAAGGGAAGUGUUUUACUUACAUAAGAAAUAUGUACAUGUGGAUAAAAUCAAUUAUUAAGAUGAAUGAUAUGACCAGUGAUUUUUUCACGUGCAAUGUUGGAGUAAGACAAGGUGAGAAUUUAUCUCCUUUUUUGUUCUCAUUAUACAUUAAUGAUAUUGAUAUAUUUUUACAAGAGAAAGAAAUAGUUGGCCUUCAAAGUAUUUCUGAAUCAAUUGAAGAGGAAUUAAUGAUAUAUCUAAAACUUUCAAUUUUAUUAUAUGCUGAUGACACAGUUAUUUUGGCUGAAUCUGCUGAAGAUUUACAGCACGCGUUGAAUGAAUUUUUUGUGUACUGUACGCAGUGGAAAUUGAUUGUUAAUAUGGAAAAACUAAAGUUUUGAAGAAAUGUUUUUAUUAUAAUGGAAGUAUUAUUGAGAAUGUGAGAGAAUUCAAAUAUCUAGGCAUUGCAUUUUCCAGGUCAGGUUCUUUUUGCAAAGCUAAAAAAAACAUCUAUGCGAAAGAGCCCAGAAAGCUAUGUAUGGAGUUAUAAGAAAAAUCAGACAAUUUAAUUUACCAUAUAAGUGCCAACUUGACCUGUUGGACAAAGUCGUUUUACCUGUUUUAAUAUACAGGUGUGAGAUUUGGGGAUAUGAAAACUUGCAGAUUAUAGAAGUUCUCCAUCUAAAAGUUUUGAAACAUGUUUUUCGUUUAAAAAGCUCCACUCCGUCAUUGGUGGUAUAUGGCGAAACGAGACGUUUCCCUGUUUAUAUUAAUGUGUAUACUAGAAUUAUUUCUUAUUGAGCCAAAUUAACAUUUAGUCAUGAAAACAAGAUAGUAAAUGUUGUUUACAAAUAUUUAUAUACACAGUAUUAUAAUGGCACAUUUUAAAAUCCAUGGUUUGAAUGUAUUCAUAGAAUUUUGAACAUAUGUGGACUCUCUAAUAUAUGAUAUGAAGACGGUACUGUGAAUGAAAAAUGGAUAUCAAACGCUGUAAAAACAAAGUCUUAUGGAUCAAUUUGUCCAGACUUCGUCAUAUGAUGUUUUUAGCUCUUCCAAGGGUACAAUGUACAGAAUUUUUAAAACAAGGUUUGAUCUGGAAACUUAUCUUCAAAACCUACCUAAGAGACUCAGUAGCAUCGUUUUGAAAUUUCGUACCACGAACCAUCGCCUCCCAGUAGAGACUGGCCGAUGGUUUAGUAUACCAUAUAACGAAAGGUUAUGUGUUUUAUGUAAUGAAACAAAAAUUGCAGACGAAUAUCAUGUUUUAUUAGAGUGCAGUGCUUUAUCCAGUAUAAGAGAAUAAUACCUACACAGAAAAUAUUGUACGAGACCAAAUGUAAUGAAAUUUUAUGAAAUCAUGUAAACCUUAAAAACCUGUGCAUGUUUAUUUUAAAGAUAUACGAAUUAGUCUGUUCUAAUAACACAUAACUUCAAAUUUUUGUACAUAUUUAUGUAUAUAUUUCACUUUGUUUAUUUGCUUACCUAUAUACAUUCCUCUGACGUUACUUGUAUUGAUACAUGAAAUUUCUGUAUUGUACCUUUUCCAUUGUGGUUUGAGCGAAUAAAAUGAAUGAAGGAAGGAAGGAAUUUAAUUAGUGGUUCGCACGAUAGAUAGCACGAUAGAUAGCACCACGUUCAUACAAGUGUAUAUUUAAUGAUCGCUACAAGUCAUAACAAACUCAGAUGAAUCUUGUAGGCCUACUGAAAGUGGAUGGAACCAGCAAUAAUUUAUCGAAAUAUGAUCUGUAUUUUCAUUGACGUUUUAUUUCGUUAAAGAUAUUGGAGUGUGCAAAUUAUUAUUUUUUUUAUUAUUAUUUUUUUUUUUUUUUUUUUUUUUUUUUGGGUACCGUGAGAAUGCAAAUGUUUUCUGAAGAAUAAAAAAAGCAACCGCCUUGCUUGUUGCUCCUAUUGUUUGUCUGAAAAUAUCAGGUUUACUUUAUUUUCUAAACAUCUUUAAUUCAAAAUGUUCCUGUUAAAUGAUAGAUUCAUUAUGUUUUGACAAUCCAAUGAUAACGAUUGCGCAUUAAUUUAUCACGAUACAAGUCAUGUAUUCAAAAUGAUUUGAAAUUAAGAAUUAUACAGAUAUGAUAUUUAAAAAAAAAGAA